AUGAAGAGUUCUCCUGUAGAGCAAGUUGAAGGAGAGAGAUCGUCGGAUAAGGAAUUUGAGAGAAGCGACGAAGCAAAGAUGGUGGGAGAGGUGGACGUCGAUGAGAUUGCAGCGGCUGUCGCUCGUGCACACGAAGUAAGCAGGAUGAGCAAGCCUCUAGCACUUUCGAAGGAUUUGCAAAUAACAGCUGCCAUGUUGUCAAAUGAACGGCAGCAAGAGGAAGGACGUCAAAGUGUACCGGUACAACAAUAUCAAUCCUUGAAAGAUGUUACGCCCUUACCACAGCCCAUGCCAUUAUCAGAAUCUGAUGAUCUCCCAUCAUUAGCUAUCGUUUCCGGAGUCGAGAGAAGCCACCCAGAACUAAGAAUGAUGAGCAAGAAUGCCGCUCUUCGUCAAGAUUUGCAGCUGUCACCAGCGGAAAUGAUGACCAGAAACACCCGAGAUUUGGACAAGAGACGUCCCGUCCAUAGUUACCAAUCCUUGAAGGAUAUUAUCCCCUUGCCUCAACCCAUGCCACUAGAAACAAGAGCACGAUCACCCCCACCAACACUGCCAGCAGAAGUUUCUCCGGGAGCUUAUAAUAUUGUGGGAGUCCGACCCAUUGGCGCGUAUCAUUUCUCUCGUCCAACAGCGCCGCCAACACGGACAUCAUCUGCGACUCCUGAUCAGAAUAAUCAUGAGGGUCUAGUGGAAGCAACGCAAGUCCAAGACCACUUGCCUACGGGACACGCUGUGCUGGAAAAUGCAAAAACAAGGCCUCCAAGCCCCCCGAAAAGGCUCCUAGGAUAUUCCAUGUUGGCAAGCAUGGUACUAGCCGUCGUUCUGUUGGCUCUGAUAGUGACACUUGCCACGGACAACUAUACACAAAAUCAGGAAAUGAAACGCGCUGCUUCCAGCCAUAAUAAUAAUGGAACCAUUGCCAACAAUGGCAAUGUUACCAGCAGCAGCAAUGCCACUUCGCAGGUCCAUUUGCAACGACAAGGGCGAAUAUAUCGUCAUACAUCUUGCCGCGGCUGCCAACGUGGGAUUUCAAGUCGCCAAUGCGGCGGUACCACCCGAACUCUCGUUCUUGACAUCGCUGCGGCACUUUAUUUGGCGGAACAAUGGAAUCACCAACGUUAG
This is a messenger RNA of Seminavis robusta, 1122 nucleotides long. Lineage: Eukaryota; Bacillariophyta; Bacillariophyceae; Naviculales; Naviculaceae. The record is from the annotation of a GenBank genome assembly.